Folsomia candida is the source of this 1398-nucleotide messenger RNA. Its product is annotated as E3 ubiquitin-protein ligase DTX3L. Gene Ontology annotation, molecular function: metal ion binding. Bases 715 to 1263 code for a protein of 182 amino acids. The record is from RefSeq and is a predicted model, not a curated record. The transcript is spliced from 2 exons. NCBI's taxonomy places the organism in Eukaryota, Metazoa, Arthropoda, Collembola, Entomobryomorpha, Isotomidae. Gene Ontology annotation, biological process: Notch signaling pathway; protein ubiquitination.
ACAAUUGUAACCAAGGCGGUUAAGUCAUAUAUUGACACCGUUUUGUUUUGAGUGUACGUAGUAUCUAAAUAUGUUUCUAACACCACGUUAUUUGCACGCAUGCAUGGAGUAUGUACAUAUGUAAAUAUGUAUUAAGAGAUUCAACCAACUCAUUCAUCCCAAAUCAUGUUCACGUUAAACAGAUCAUCACUCCGAUGAUCUCACAGCGAACAGCAACACGUAUGUAAUCAAUUGCAAUGGUUUUAUUGAAAAAGGUCAAUCAGAACCUGUUUCAGGAUCAGCUGGAGUGUUUAUGUAGCAACAAGUGUACUUAUAAGUAAAAGUUAAUCAUUGUUAAUAAUUGCAGAAAAUUGAAACCAAAAGAAGUUAAUAAAAAAAUCAAACGUUGCACACUGUUAAAAAUCUAUUACUUAAAUAUAUGUAGUAAUUGAUUUCUCGGUGUUAUAAUUGCUACCGUUUUGUUUUCUAAUUCCGGACUAAUUUAGAUAACUUUGCAACCGAUACAUAUGGUAAAACUGUAAUACUGGGCUAUUUCUAUGUACAUAUUUGAUAUUACCAAACCCAAUGUAUAAAUAGGACUACUGUUCGGUAUUAUUUUAAUACUGGAGUUCUAAAAGUGUACAAAUCCAGAAUUGUAAUUUCAAUUCGUAAUUAGAAUUUUUAACGUUAUACGUACAUAAGUAGUCGAAUUUUACGAAUCGCGAUACCUCAUCAAUGGAAGAAUGUCCAAUAUGUUGCAACGAGUACGAGCCGAAAUCAAGUCUCUGGGUGGAGCUCACCUGUUCUCACAAAUUAUGUACGUCAUGCCAUUCGAAAAUUCAAACUACCCGCACCACCAUGUCCGGAGAAACGCAUACCUUUUCAAAGUGCCCGUUUUGCCAGGCCUUGACCGGAAUUGAGAUUGGCACGUGUCCCGACGGGCGAAUGACGGUUAGAGAACAUCGGUCACGUUGCGCCGGAUUUGAGGGGGUGGGCACGAUCCAGAUCAACUAUUCGGUCCAGGGGCAGUAUUCACUAAAUAGGACGGCGUUCCUGCCAAACAAUGCGGAAGGCCAGAGAGUACUUAAUCUUUUAAGGACGGCGUGGGAUCGAAGACUCUGUUUCGCGAUUGGGACAAGUGUCACGACCGGAGCGAGGAAUGUGCCAGUUUGGAAUGUUCAUCAUAAAACUGCCAUGUUUGGAGGGGUGUCAUGCCAUGGAUAUCCGGAUCCCCGGUAUUUUGAGAGAGUUACGAACGAGCUGAAAUCGUUCGGGGUAGAAUGAACUUUUACGACGGAGGAGGUUUGCAAAUAAUAAGCUUGCCUCAUAAAAUUGCGAUAAGCCUAUACUUGUUCAAAAAUAUUUAUUCAUUCAAAAUUAAUUCUAAUAAAAAAUUUCCAUGAUUUGUUUAAAAUUUAA